AUGAACGUUAAGACGUUCCCGGCCCUGGCCCUGGUUCUGGUCCUGGCUGUGGGUAUGGUGACGGCGACGGGCGCAGCCGGUGGCGGACGAGGCACAGUCGAUGUUGCUGGUCACAUGGCAGAGCUUGGCAGAUCAGGUCAGGCGCAAGUCACUCCGAGUCCGACAGCGUGCCCGGUUCCGCCGGGGCCUGGAGGAACGCCGUGCGGAUGGUACAUCGAGUGCUUGGGCAACGGGACGACCCAGCCGUGCGUGUUUAUCGAAAAGGUCAUGUACGGCAAGUGCUUGGCCUAUCUCCACCUCGAGCCCAAGCUGACGCCUGUCGGCCAGGCCUGGUCGCGCACAGUCCGCCCAUGUCUGGAAGUCACUCUUGCUAAAAAGGUGCUCAUCCCGGCCAACGGGAGCCUCGUUCCGUGCGACACGACCAUCGAUGCCUUCUUCAACGACCACAUUGGGUGCUACGUUGAUCCGGUCAACGCCACCUCGUUCUGUGACCUGCCCAACCACGACAAGGCCCUUGUCCUCGAGGAGGCCAUGUCCAUCGUUCUCUCCAAGUAUGCCUACGACUCGAUUGAGGCCGCGCUCCGGCUCCUCAAGGCCUGCGCCGACCAUCCCUCCCGCAACGAGCUUGUGUUCGUCAUUACCGCAACAGACCCGCCCGCCACUGUCGCCGCGCUGCACGCCGCCCCAGCGUCGACGCUGGCGUCGCUGUUGCCGUCGUCCAACUGA
This is a messenger RNA of Thecamonas trahens ATCC 50062, 726 nucleotides long. RefSeq lists its product as uncharacterized. Lineage: Eukaryota; Apusomonadida; Apusomonadidae. The transcript has 2 exons. The record is from RefSeq and is a predicted model, not a curated record. The coding region runs from base 1 to 726 and encodes 241 amino acids.